Molecule: messenger RNA, 2046 nt
Organism: Aspergillus luchuensis
Lineage: Eukaryota; Fungi; Ascomycota; Eurotiomycetes; Eurotiales; Aspergillaceae
Exons: 2
Coding region: 1-2046 (681 amino acids)
Cellular component (GO): membrane
Molecular function (GO): ATP hydrolysis activity; ABC-type transporter activity; ATP binding
Source: RefSeq, a predicted model, not a curated record
AUGGCCACCUCCGACCGUGCCGUGCUGGGAAGGCCACACUAUACACCAGUCAAUAUCCAAGCACAUGAAGUGUCUGUUCAAGCCGAAUCGCCCAUUCUGCAAAGAAUUACUCAAAGCUUACACCACCUCAGAGGCAAAAACAUUAGUAGCAACAACACACACACGGUUUUGCACUCAGUAACGGCACACAUACCCGGAGGGAAAUUGACGGCAAUUUUGGGAGGAAGUGGAUCGGGGAAAACGACCUUGCUAAAUGCGUUGUCGGGAAGAUUUCAAAAUCAAAACCAGACAGUAUCGGGAGAGAUUACGUAUAACGGAUACAACGAUUUGUCUCGAUUUCGCACCGCCUAUGUGAUACAGGAGGAUGUUCUCCCGGCCACCCUGACAGUCCGCGAGACCUUGCAGUAUGCGGCUGACCUCCGUUCGAAUUGGAAAAGCGGGCGCCAGCGGGAUCAAGCGGUCGAUGAAUUGGUUAGAAGGUUAGGUCUAGAGACCUGCACCGACACCCGGAUAGGGCACGGGAGCGGGCAUGGUUGUAGUGGCGGCGAGAGGCGGCGAGUCAGCAUCGCCAUUCAGCUGCUGAUAGGUGCUUCGGUGCUGUUCUGCGACGAGCCAACAACAGGGCUUGAUGCAACAACCGCUUGGCAAGUCAUACAGACAUUAAAGAACCUAGCUGCUAGUGGUAUGACGGUGAUAAUCUCCAUACAUGCUCCGACAUCGAGUGUCUGGGAUAUGUUCGAUCAUAUCAUUCUUCUCGUAUCGGGACAUGUUCUGUAUGAUGGACCAAAGGAGGCAGUCCCGGAUUACCUCGACCGUUCCGGGUUUAGAUUGCCAGCAUUCGUCAACCCGGCCGAAUUUAUCAUAGACAAGAUCACUAUAAAUACAUGGAUACAGAACACUCCAGAGCUGCCUUUCCAUCGCUUGGUGCCAUUUCAAGGCUCGUCGGCCAAUGCACUCGACACGGUCGCCCUUCCAGCACAGCUUCCGGAAUCUCCAACACCAUCUAGCACAAAACCGGGAUUUUGGACGAAGUGGAAAGUCAUGACAAAGCGGACGAUGGUAGUAUGUAUAAGAGACAUCUCGCCGCUCAUUGGAAUUGCCUGUACGAUUGCUGGGCUAGCUGCCGUCCUUGGAUGGAUAUUUUGGCACUUGGAUGGAUCCCUUGCGGGAAUUCGUUCCCGACAAGGAAGCCUCUGGGAUGCUACGGGGCUUUAUGGGUACCUCAUGUUGAUCAGCGAGAUUUGUCGAUUGCUUGAAGAUGUUAAGGCUUUUGACCACGAACGAAGUGAAAAGCUUGUUGGUCCCGCGCUUUUUACCUUCAGUCGACGAGCAGUGAAGCUAAUACUGGAAGACCUCAGCUUGCCCACGUUGUUUACUGCCAUAUAUUAUCCCAUGUUGGGCUACCGGGACAGCACUUCGCAGGUCUUAUUGUUCUGGUUGAUAAUGUUUUUGACACAUAUUACUGCCGUUGGAUUUGCGAGCGUUUCUGUCGCCACGACCCGGAACUUCUACGGGGCCAUAUUCAUAGGGAAUAUGUACUUCACGUUGCAGACAGCGGCGUCGGGGUACUUUUUGCAGGAAAACCAAAUGCCGGUGUACGUGCAAUGGCUGAAAUGGCUCACAACAACUUUUUACACCUUCAGUGCCCUCUGCACCCUUGAGUUUGUUGGGUAUAAUGGCUCCAGCCCUGGGUAUCUCUACGACUGCCCCUCUCAUGAUGCCCAUGAUCCGCAAUGCAAAGAAUACAUGGGUGCUUUUGUUAUGGAUAGUCUUGGGCUUCCCAUUGGUGGGAUUUGGAAACAAAUUCUAAUACUAUGCGUGUUUGCUGUAGUUUACCAAGCCUCCGCAAUUUUGCUUUUCAAUCUCAAAUCAGCCCGCCGACCUUGGUACGUGGCAGUUGCAGAAAAUGGGGAAAGCGAAGCAUGUCUAUACGAGAAGACACCGGCCCGUUAUCCAACUCAACUUUGGGACAGCCAUAUACAGCUUAACAACCUAGAGCUCUACAGAACAAGUUCUUCGUCAUGGGUACGGCCUGGGCUAAAGUAG